Molecule: messenger RNA, 330 nt
Organism: Knipowitschia caucasica
Lineage: Eukaryota; Metazoa; Chordata; Actinopteri; Gobiiformes; Gobiidae
Source: the annotation of a GenBank genome assembly
AUGUGCUCCUCCGCCGGUGUUGCCGGUAUCGCCUCCACAUCCGGAGCCACGCAGGGUCAGGGCCCGGACAGGAGGGGAUCGGAGGGGAUCUGGUAUACCUUUCUAGCAUUACGGACGGACGGACGGACGGACGGACGGACGGACGGACGGACGGACGGACGGACGGACGGACGGACGGACGGACAGACGGACAGACGGACAGACGGACAGACGGACAGACGGACGGACGGACGGACGGACGGACGGACGGACGGACGGACGGACAGACGGACAGACGGACAGACGGACAGACGGACAGACAGACAGACAGACAGGGGUGGAGCCACUUAG